Messenger RNA from Clupea harengus (Atlantic herring), 420 nucleotides. RefSeq names its product transmembrane protein 100a (gene tmem100a). Lineage: Eukaryota; Metazoa; Chordata; Actinopteri; Clupeiformes; Clupeidae. The coding region runs from base 1 to 420 and encodes 139 amino acids. The record is from RefSeq and is a predicted model, not a curated record. The transcript has a single exon. Gene Ontology annotation, cellular component: plasma membrane. Gene Ontology annotation, biological process: cellular response to BMP stimulus.
AUGCCAGAGGAAUUCUCCAAGGACACCAUGAGAGUGCCUGCAGCCGGAGAUCGCAUUUUAGCAGAGAAGACUAACAAUAAUGAAAGCGCUCCUGUGCCCGCCACAGGAGUCUCUGUGCCCCUGGUCAAUGAAGUCCAGCUCACUGCAGCCACUGGUGGGGCAGAACUUUCCUGCUACCGCUGCACGGUGCCAUUUGGAGUGGUCAUUCUGAUUGCGGGUAUUGUGGUCACUGUCGUGGCAUACAGCUUUAAUUCACAUGGGUCCACAAUCUCCUACUUCGGACUGGUGCUUCUGUCGUUCGGGUUGGUACUCCUGGGGUCCAGUGUCAUAUGCUGGAAGGUGAGAAUGGAGAGGAAGAAGGAGAGGCGAAGGGAAAGUCAGACGGCCCUGGUGACCAACCAUAGAAGCCUCUUUGCGUGA